CUCUAAAAUCGGUUUCUGAACGUGAAACAGAGCUCCACUCUAAAUAUAUUAAUGGCCGCAUUAGGCAGCUGUCUGUCAGUGACAUUUGGUUUGCUUCGUGUAAAUUUUGUGAUGUACAAGUUUCGAAUCCGUCUAUUUAUCAAUGAAUAUGGUGUACAUUAAUAGAUAAUGGUUGUUUGUGUUGCCUAUUUAAUAUUUAACUAAAGACACUGUGUAGAAAUCCAUAAUAUUAUUAUUUUAUUACUAUAAUGGAGGAUCUCAAUUUGACAGAAACCGAAAUGAGAUAUUUCGGUGAUUUGUUUUUAUGUUGUGACGAAGAAUCCAAUGGGAAAAUACCAAUAUUAAAAGCAACAGAAUUAUUUCGUUCGUCAAAUGUACACAACGAUGUCCUAAAACAGAUCAUGGAUAUAAGCGUUGCUCCUAAUAACUGUGCGUCACUGAGUCAUAUGAACAGAAAACAAUUUUAUUCAGCACUGAAACUAAUAGCAGCCCAUCAGACAAAUAUGACAGUGAAGCCUGAUCUGUUGUCAACUCCUUUGGACUUGCCUCUGCCGAGGUUUACAUGGGCACUAAACUCUGAGGCGAACGCUGACCUGAUACAAUUAUCAAAUUCCCCCCAUGAACACCAACUCCACCUGAGUAAAAGAGAAAGAAACUUUGGUGGAACACUUGGUGCAUAUGAGCCUAUAAGACUGUCAUCGAACUUGUCUGAUAGUGAUGUCCCUCAGGCCCUGUCUCACGAUACUACUGAAGGACUAAGUACAGACUCGGAAAUUGAAUCUGAAACCCUGUCACAGAGAUCUGGAUCCCGUGGGAGAAGAGUCGGUAAGAAUGGCUCGCCUUGGAGUACGGCAAGCGAGAGUCCCACUCCGACGAACAGCGUGGCUGAGAGAGUACAUCCUGUGUGGGAACAUAGCGCCACCGGUCGAGGGGUGUGGCCUGCCAACACUGGAGAAGAACACACGAGACUACUUGGAACGGAAGAGGAGUCCUCAGACCGUCAUUCGUCUGAAGAAGAGGGUGAUGGAGUGGACGACAUCUGGGCCAUCAGCGACGCGCAGGCGCGACAUUACGCUGGACAGUUCGCGCAGCUGCGGCCCGAGCGAGGCAUGCUGUCUGGACAAACUGCUAGGUUAUUUUUCGAAAAAUCGCACCUACCUGUACCCGACCUGCGAAAAAUAUGGCAACUAUCAGACAUCAACAAGGAUGGCAUGCUAACACUGGAGGAGUUCAGCAUAGCGAUGCACCUGAUUGUGCUGAGGCGGAACAACAUCCCGGUGCCCGAUGUAUUACCUGCGUGCCUCGUGCCCAGGGUGGACUCACGGUACUCCAAGCAGGCCGUCACCACCGACCUCGUGGAUCUCGGCGCCGACAUGUUCAGCUCCGGUACUUCCGCAGAUUUCAACUUCGCACCCAAACCCGAAACGCACGACCCUUACGACGCGACCAAGGUGACUAAGAAACUUGAAGAGCGACAGCCCUCCCUAACCCCGCCGAAAAUUGAAGGGCAAGUGAACAACAAGGAGUGGACCAAGUUCGUAGACUCCCCCACCUCUAGUGUAUCCAGCCCGGGACCCAAACCUGUCAACUUUGAUUUUCACAAAUCUGCGGUGGAGCGAGACCCUAAGAUCUUCCACCCGGUGGCCGUGCGCGUCACUCCUGACGGUAACUCGCUGCCAGCGCAUGGCGAAGGGGACACGCGGUCUAGUACGUCGCCACGUCGCGAUGACUUCGCGCACGCCUUCGAGCUGGCCAGCCCCAAGCGACUUCACGCCGCACCUCCCGCCGAACCACCGCCCAAUGGCGCUGAGAUCAAGUCUAUCCAACGACCACAGCCUCGCAAGCCACUGAAGGCAGCCGGUGCACUGCCCCCGCCACCCGCACGAGACACCUCGCACGAUGACGGGCCGCAGUCCCUCCAGUUUGCCCCCAAGAAGGAGCCCCCGCCGCCCCCUCCCCCGCGUCCCCUGCGCAACCACGCGCGCUCCAGCUCGCUGGACCUGACGCGGCUGAAGGCGCCGGCCCCUCCACCAGCCCCGCCACCGCGGUCCUCGCCUCCCGGGGCAGAGCGGCGGUUGGCGGCGCAGCGCAGCGAGGGCGAGGCGUCGGUAGGGUCCGGGUUCCCGCCGGACCCGCUGGAGAGCGAGGCGCCGGUGAUGCACGGCGCGUUCGAGGUGUACCGGCGCGGGCGCGGGUCGCCGGCGGCGGCGGCGGACGUGCGCGCGCUGCAGGAGCAGAACGCCGUGCUGCACCGCGUGUGCCGCGCGCUGUGCGCCGAGCUGGCCGACGUCACGCGCGACCGCGAGGCGCUGCGCCUGCGCCUCGACAACUCCGCGUCCCAGCUCUAGUCACCGCUCGCUCGGAAUCUCUCGCUGUCCCUGGCGUAUGACGUAGUACUGUAUGUCGCCCCCGCGUCACUAACUCGUUGGACUCGCCCCUCGCCUUGUACUCCGCUUGCGCUGUGCCCCGACGCUAAACAUAUUUAAACGUACGUUUUGUGGAAUAUUUAACGUUAGCCGUAGUGUCGCGCAGUAUAUUUUUUGUGCCUUUUUACAGUUUGAGCAUAAGGGGUCCAUUUAUAUUUUAUUUCUAGAGGCUAUUUUCAAUUUUACUAUAUUAUUUACAAUGCAGCCGCAGUAUUGAACUUGUUUAUACUAAUUUCCGUAGUCUCAGUAGCAUUUAAUGUUAUUUGGUCACAAUAUAUCAUUUUGCAUGCAUGUAGUUUAUUGUAUUGUAUAUAAUAAAAUUGAUAUGACGUCACUCAAUAUAUUACCAGAGCUAGUAAUGUUGAAGACUUAUUAGAGUUAGGGCGAACUACUUCGGGCACAUCUAACAAACCAAUAAGGGACUGUCAUACUGAAAUAGAACCUCUGCACGCAAACAUAAGAUUUCCUUCGAAAUAAAAACAAGUGUAAAAUAGUGUCGUUUUGUAUUUACAUUUCAAGUUGUGAUCAAUUUUCGAAUCAAUGAUAAGUACCAAAAAUAUGAUUUAAAUGGUUGAUUGAAAUUGUCAGUAAUUUAGUGUUUUCUAAGAAAUAUUAUAGAGUUGAUGUAUUAUUCAGCGGUUGUGCAUGCUUACUCACUUCGUCAAUGUCGAUACUGAUCUACGAGGUUUGGUUUGAAAGGGAUAAAUUCUCACAUAACAGGAUAAUUCCAAUUUGUUUCCUUACAAAAAUGUUUUGGAACGUGUAACUCGGCGAAAGGCUAAAUAUAAUAAGAUUGAAUAAUACAUUUUGUAUGUGUUAACGAUAUUUUUUGUAAUAAAAAUUAAUAUACAGAAAAUUAUAUUCGUUACGAGGCCAAAUACUUGUGAAUCUAUAAGAUUCGUAGUUUCCAAAUUGUCUAAUUAUUGUUUUGUAUUCGUAUUCGUACCGUGGCAUUUAUAAUUUUCAUAGUUUACGUUUGUACAAUAUUAGAAAUUAGUUGUAACGCGAACAUGUUACUGCAGGGUGGCGCUAGUGUUGCUUGUUUAGCAUUCCUUAAUAUAAUUUGCUUUGUCAUCGUUGUAAGUGUAAAAUUCCAUCAGACGGAGGAGUAUUUGUUAAAAUUUUGUGAAUGUUGUAUUAUACAUUAGCUUAGCGAAUGUAAAAAUGUCAAGAGGUAAGAACUAUUGGGAAAGACGAUGUACAAGACUUGUGAAGUAUGAAGAGUACAUAAGAUUGUUAUAUGUAAGUAAGUUUAGUCGCACGGCCCCGCGGCCGCCGCAGAUGUUAUAAACUAUCAGAUUACAAUAUUAGCAACUGAAUAUGUGUUGAAAUAAAACUUGUAUUAUAAUAAGA
Molecule: messenger RNA, 3779 nt
Organism: Spodoptera litura
Lineage: Eukaryota; Metazoa; Arthropoda; Insecta; Lepidoptera; Noctuidae
Gene: Reps
Product: RALBP1 associated Eps domain containing
Biological process (GO): endosomal transport; endocytosis
Cellular component (GO): cytoplasm; plasma membrane
Molecular function (GO): calcium ion binding; protein binding
Source: RefSeq, a predicted model, not a curated record